GUUCGUGGGGGGACUCGGGAGCGGAGCGGGAGGCUCUGCGGGACCCAGUCGGACCGAGCCGCUGAGGCACCGCCCGCGCCCCGCCGCCGCGUCUGGGCGUCUCCUGCGCCGCCCAGGGGAGCGAGCUUCGAGCAUCUCGCGCUGCGGCCACUCCUCGGGGCCAGGAGCAGGGAAGCCGAGUACGAGAAACCCCCAAACCCGAGCGCAGCCUCUUGCCGCCGCCCGAACCACCAUGACCCACUUCAAUAAGGGCCCUUCUUACGGGCUUUCGGCCGAGGUCAAGAACAAGAUCGCUUCCAAGUAUGACCAUCAGGCAGAAGAAGAUCUUCGAAACUGGAUAGAGGAGGUUACAGGCAUGAGCAUUGGCACCAACUUUCAGCUGGGCUUAAAAGAUGGCAUCAUCCUCUGCGAGCUCAUAAACAAGCUACAGCCAGGCUCCGUGAAGAAGGUUAAUGAGUCUUCGUUAAACUGGCCUCAGUUGGAGAAUAUCGGCAACUUUAUUAAAGCUAUUCAGGCUUAUGGCAUGAAGCCACACGACAUAUUUGAAGCCAAUGACCUGUUUGAGAAUGGAAACAUGACCCAGGUUCAGACCACGCUGGUGGCUCUGGCGGGCCUGGCUAAAACAAAAGGAUUCCAUACAACCAUUGACAUUGGCGUUAAGUAUGCCGAAAAACAAACACGACGUUUUGAUGAAGGAAAAUUAAAAGCUGGCCAAAGUGUAAUUGGUUUGCAGAUGGGAACCAACAAAUGUGCCAGCCAGGCAGGUAUGACAGCCUAUGGGACCAGGAGGCAUCUUUAUGAUCCCAAAAUGCAGACUGACAAACCUUUUGACCAGACCACAAUCAGUCUGCAGAUGGGCACCAACAAAGGAGCCAGCCAGGCGGGGAUGUUAGCACCAGGUACCAGAAGAGACAUCUACGAUCAGAAGCUAACAUUACAACCGGUGGACAACUCGACAAUUUCUCUACAGAUGGGAACCAACAAAGUUGCUUCCCAGAAAGGAAUGAGUGUGUAUGGGCUUGGGCGGCAAGUAUAUGAUCCCAAAUACUGUGCUGCACCCACAGAACCGGUCAUUCACAAUGGAAGCCAAGGAACAGGAACAAAUGGGUCUGAAAUUAGCGAUAGUGAUUAUCAGGCAGAAUACCCAGACGAGUAUCACGGAGAGUACCCAGAUGACUACCCCAGAGAUUACCAAUACGGCGACCAAGGCGUUGAUUAUUAGAGUGAUUAUUAGGAGCUCAGUGUCUAGCCCACUGUUUUUAUUGAGAACCAAGCUAGCCUUGAGUAAUUUUUAUCUUGUCUUCCUAAAACACUAUUAUGCUUAUUGUACCUAAAAGAAAUAUUGCCUUACAUACAUUCCCUUUUCCUUUUUCUGCCUCUUCCCUAAAUAGUUGCCUUUUAGUGCUGUAACCGUUCAGUCCUACAGCAGAAGCAAUAACUCGCAUAUGAAGUAAAAAGGAAUACUGUGAAAGGGGAGUACUCUUGCACAGCCAACUCUCUUAUUCAAGACCUAUGCAUUUUUACAAUCUACUUAACUGGGAUUUUCAAACAAUAGGAAGCUUUUUUUUUUUUUUUACAGUUUG
Molecule: messenger RNA, 1583 nt
Organism: Ailuropoda melanoleuca (giant panda)
Lineage: Eukaryota; Metazoa; Chordata; Mammalia; Carnivora; Ursidae
Gene: CNN3
Product: calponin 3
Exons: 7
Coding region: 233-1222 (329 amino acids)
Biological process (GO): actomyosin structure organization; actin filament organization
Cellular component (GO): actin cytoskeleton
Molecular function (GO): actin filament binding
Source: RefSeq, a predicted model, not a curated record